Messenger RNA from Fusarium verticillioides 7600, 920 nucleotides. RefSeq lists its product as hypothetical. The transcript has a single exon. The record is from RefSeq and is a predicted model, not a curated record. Bases 1 to 789 code for a protein of 262 amino acids. NCBI's taxonomy places the organism in Eukaryota, Fungi, Ascomycota, Sordariomycetes, Hypocreales, Nectriaceae.
AUGGAUCCCUUCCGACGCCUCCCUUUGGAGAUUCGGGAAAUGAUCAUAUCGAAUUUAGAAUCCAACGAAGUUUUCUGGUGCCUUCGUCAAGCAUCCCCCGUUUUCUGGCGCGCAUCCCAGACCAGCAAGUUACUAAAAGCUUGGGACACCCUCCAAAAGGAGCUGGGCUACCACCAGUUUUCGCAAGUCUUGUUGCUUGUGAAAUACCCGAAGAUGGAGGAACCCAUUUUACAGGAUGAGCAUCCUUUUCUGAUGCCAGAUAUAUUCUUACGGGACCCGCUUUUUACGCCAGAGCAACAUUUGAUCUUCGAGAUGUAUGACAGGUACCAAGCAAUGCUCAACUGCUUUGCAUUGGGUCCUGCAUUGGUGCCUCUCUACAGGAAUAAAUACCCUGACCUCUGCCUUGGCAGGCUCAGCGAUUUCCUUGCCAAAUCUUUCGGAGAAAAUGGGGAACGACUUCCAAUUGUGAUGCCUCCGAUCAAGAACGACGGAAUCGGACGCCGGAUCAUCUAUUUUCUCCUUGCCAUCUAUCUGAUCGAACAAUGUCCAUCAGCCUUCGUGACAAGCCCGGGAGAGCCUCCGAAACAAAGAUCCAUAAAAGAAGAGCGUUCUUUUAUGCUUGUUGAUCACUGGCUGUUCAUGAUUCCAGGAAUGGUUUCAGGCGAUUUUGAAAGGUUUUGGGGCCUGCCAGAGCGAUCUGAAAUAGCAGAAGAUGAUGAUUUUUCGGAGCUGGAGGAGGAGGGGGAGGAGCAGAGAGAAGCUGAAGAAAUGGUGUUUAUCCAAUGCUAGUUUCGUUGUUGAACGCAAGUACGCCCAGCAAUUUUCUACCUGGGAUUUUGAGAUACCAUCGCGAUCCUAGAAGAUUCGAGGUCAUCGGGAGGAUGAGUCAAUAGCUAUUAAUCUCUAUGAUAAUUUCAAGC